Molecule: messenger RNA, 3349 nt
Organism: Amoebophrya sp. A120
Lineage: Eukaryota; Dinophyceae; Syndiniales; Amoebophryaceae
Source: the annotation of a GenBank genome assembly
AGCAACAUCAGACCAUCCCUUCAGACCAGGAAUGAAAAAUUUAUAGAGGAAGUUGCCAUUGUCAUUGUGAUUGCCACUGUGAAUCGAGGCAUCGAUAGAGCGAGACUCUCAGCGAUAGUGAUACAUCUUCGCACCCUUUGCAAUAAGUAGUUGCACCACGUUUUUUACUCUCUCCACGAAAUUGUAGACGAACCUCGCCAAAAACAAAAUGACGAACGCUUGCGGAGAUGAAAAUAUCACCUCGUCCUUCACGCUCCGUCUGUUCGGCCUUCCCUUCAAGGCGACGGAGGAGGAUUGCAGGGCGUUUGUGGUGGAAAACAGCAAAAGUACGACAUCAAAUGUGACCACGAUUACUAUCCAAACCGUCCAGAUCGGCGCGAAAAAGCCGAAGAAAAACCAGCCGAAACGAGGCGAAGCCUGGGUGAAAGUUUCUGUUAAUGCGGAAGAAGGGAGGAUGAAAACAACUACAGAUAAACAAUCGUUGGUCGAGGCUCUCCACAAGAAGCACAUGCAAGACAGAUUUAUCGAGGUCUCUUUGUUAGAGGAGGAUGGUGAUGGUGUACCACUUCAAGACCAGAAAGCGGAGGAACAAGAAGUUGACCAAACAGGAAGCUUAGCAGAGCCACAGCCGAAGAAACGAAAGCUUGACAAGUCAUCCUCAAUAAACCACACGAACGCGGGCUACACAACGACCAACGCCUCUCCUGCGGCGAGUUGCUCGACGGACGAUGCGUCCCCUAACAUGACAACUGGCGAGGACAAGAACAGCACGGCGGGGAAGAUCGCGCUUCGCCUCUUCGGAAUCCCAUUUACCGCGGAAGCGAAAGACGUGCUGGAGUUUCUGCAAGAAAACUACUACGACAAGGUUGGCAAUAUUAAAGAUGGAGAUGAAGAUACACAAGCUCAUCUGCUCAAGACUUCUAUGCCGAAAGAACAAGACGUGUGGGUGGGCACGAUCCGGAAGUGGGAGCUAGCGGAAACCGAUUGUCAGCCGUGUAAGGGUAUCGAGCGCAAAUAUGUCUGGGUCUGGAAGAACGCAACUUGUGAUGCUACAUAUGGAUUCCAAAAAAAUCUGUAUUGCAUGAGCAGCAAGGGGAGUGUAAGUUUUGCUACGGGAAGAGGGUAUUAUUUGUCAUGCGGAAUAGGCAUCAUCUCUGUGAUGCUAGGGCAUGCAUCACAGACAUCAUGAUGGCUCAUGCAAAACUCAAAAAAAAAAUAAAAUUUGCAUGACAAGUCUCGGAAUCUUCCAGACCCAGACAUUUUUGCACUUGAUAAAGGGGGAAGCUUGGGUUUACAACUUCCUUCCGAAUGAGAAAGCAGGCGCUGCUGCUGAUGUGAUCAAAAUUAUCCAGAAGAAUAUCAGCGACUUGGUAGAGAACAAGUCCAUCGGGAGCAGGUUUAUCAACUGUUCUUUUAUCAUAUCCUGUGCAAAAGUAUCGUACUCGUAUAAAUGCAUUACAAAUUUCCUCAGCAUGAGAAAUAGAAUUUGUAACGCAGACUUCCCUUGGAAACAAGAUUUGUAAUGCAAGACUUGCAUUUGUACGAGUAUGAGACUUUUGCACAGGAUAUAUCAACACGGAGACCAACGAGGUCACCUGGCACGCCACGGACCCGAAAAUGGCGAAAGAACAGUUGGCUGGGAAGCAAGGUGGGAAAAACGCGAUGAAAGGGAAAGGCAAGGACGGGAAAGGCGCUGUGUUGUCUGACAAGGGCGAGCGCGAUAUGGAUUGUAAAUAUGUCUGGUUCUGGAAAGUUGGAACUUGUGAUGCUAACCUUGGACUCUAAAAAAAUCUGUAUUGCAUGACCAGCAAGCAGAGGAGUCCAGUUUGUUCCGCGCAGGGAUGGCAUUUGUCAUGCGGAAUAGGCAUCAAGAAGCUCUCAGAAAAUCUGUGAUGCUAGAAAAUACAUCACAGACGUCACGGGCCAUGUAAAAUCUGCAUGACAAGUUGCAACUUUCUAGACCCAGACAUUUUUGCAUUCCAUACGCGAGUUGUUUGUGCGGUUUCUCCCGUACGAAGCGACGGAGGAAGAUGUGUCGGAGUUUUUUCAACAUGGCCUUGUUGCAAAGCAAGCCGACAGCACGUCAAGUGCAGAUGCUGAUACAACUUCUACAGAGAACAUCAUCGAACGCGUGAAGCUGUACAAGAAAGCGGGGAUGGGGUUUGUCACCUACAGCAAAAAAGAGUACGCGAGUCAAGCAGUAGAGCUCUUCGACAAUGCGAAGUGGAACACGAGGAGUUUGCGGGUGUGUUUGUCCAAAGACAGGGAAGAUUUGAUGAAGGAAAAAACGGCGAAGGGGAAGGGGAAACAGGGCACUAGUAGCUCGUGGGGUACUAGUAGUAAUGCCGACGCAACUUCCUCUACCCAUGGCGCUUAUGACAACGGAUCAAGCGCAGGAACUGAAGUCGAGGACAAAACGAAGUUGUUUCUCUCCGGCCUUCCUUUUGACUGCACGGAGAAGGAUGUGAGAACGCUUCUAGCAGCGAUCGAACCAAAAAUUAUGGAAGAAAAUCAAAAUCUCCAUUGCAAAAUUGAGCUUUUGGUCGAGAAAGAGCGGUCGAAGUUUCUCGGCAAGGCGAUCGCGCAGUUUCAGGAAGAAGAUAGGAGUAUCGCGGAAAAAAUCCAAAAAUACGCAAAUAAUCUGGCAAACGAGCCGGUGAUGCUGAAAAACCGGCUGAUCCGAAUCGCUUUCUGCAGGGAAAAAGCGAAGCCGGACUACAGUAACGCGGAUCCGUUGCUUCCAAAUGGGUCGAAGAAGAAGGUUUACUACCAGCAGUUGUUCCUGAAAUUCCUGCCGUUAGAAGCAAAGGAGUCCGAUGUGCAGAAUUGGCUCAAGGAAAACGAAAUGCGGUUUGAACCUCCAGCGGGAACUGUGGAAGCUGGUAUAUGUCAUCCGGAACCCCAAGACACCAAUUCCGUCCGCAGGAUCAAACUGUGCAAAGACAGCGACGGCUACAGCAAGGGCAUCGGGUUUCUUUUCUUCGAAACGGAGGACGCCGCGUGGGCGGGCAUUGAGGCGUUGAACGGGGCGGAAUUCUGGGAAAAGCACGUGGAAGUCACGUGGGCGACACGGAACACGAGGUGAUAGUGAUUUUUUAUUUUGGGUGUUGUUUUGAGGAUGGACAUGGAUCUUCUCAGGUGCUGAACUUCUGUGCUCCACCUCUCAACAACAGCACAUACUGAACCAGAAGACCUGUCGAAUGCAAAAAUCAUCUUCAUCGCGAAGACUCUAAGUUGUACACAGGGGAUCUUGCUGCACUGAACGAAGAGAACAAGUGAAAUUUACCGAAGGUCGUCGCAAAACUUGUUGCUGAAUUGUAUGUAGCAGAAGCUUGUUUUACUUAAGUAU